This is a messenger RNA of Chlorella variabilis, 825 nucleotides long. RefSeq lists its product as hypothetical. Gene Ontology annotation, biological process: pseudouridine synthesis. The record is from RefSeq and is a predicted model, not a curated record. Lineage: Eukaryota; Viridiplantae; Chlorophyta; Trebouxiophyceae; Chlorellales; Chlorellaceae. The transcript has 7 exons. Gene Ontology annotation, molecular function: RNA binding; pseudouridine synthase activity. The annotation marks the transcript as partial.
GUCAAGCCGUAUCACUUUGAAUUCUGCUGCAACAUGCGGCAGCGCUGGUUUGGGCAGAACAUCAUCGACAUCUUCACACGGGAGUUCCCUGCCCGUGACCGGCAGUACUACCAGCAGGCGCUGGCCGAUGGGCGGCUGCGGGUGGAGGGCUGCCAGGUGACUGCCGAGACGCCGCUCAAGGACGGGCAGUGCAUUCGCCACUUCAUCCACCGCCACGAGGCACCGGUGCCUGCUGGCAGCAUCCAGGUGGUGGGGCAGAGCGAGGAUGCCGUGGCGGUGUGCAAACCGCACGGCAUGCCGGUACACGUGGCGGGACAGUACCGCAAGAACACGGUACUGGGCAUCCUCACAGCGGAGCACACGCGCCUGCCCGUAUCGCCAUGCUUGAUCCGCUCCGACUGCUCCCACCAUGCCCCGGCGCCCCUUCCCGUCUGCAGGCUGGACAAGCCGGUGUCGGGGCUGCUGCUGUUUGCGCGCAGCGCGGCGGCGGCGGCGGCGCUGUGCGGCAGGAUCGAGGGGCAUGCUGUGGAGAAGGUGUAUGUGGCUCGGGUGCUGGGCCGCUUCCCUGCCACAGGUGUGUGUACUGCCUGCAAGCUGCGGAAGCAGGCCAAGGCGGAGCGGGCGGCGGCGGCGGCGGCGGCGGCCGCGGCGGCCGCCAAGAAGCCCAGCAAGGGCCCCGCCAAGCCCGCGCGCACCGAGUUCCGCCUGCUGGCCGUGGCAGAGGACGGGCUGACGAGCGUCGUGGAGCCGCGCACGGGGCGCACCCACCAGAUACGAGUGCACCUGCAGCACUUGGGGCACCCCAUUGCCAACGACACACAGUAC